ACGAUGAUAGAGUGCGUAACGCGUAUGUCAAAAUAAAACCUUAGUUAAUUUCAGUCUCUCCCUCUCUCAAUUUCUUUUGCGCUCGAAAAGUAACCCUAAUUUUAAUUUCACGCCAAAAUCCCUCUUUCGAUCAAACAAAACCCUAAAUUUCCAAUUCAAGUCCUUCGAAAUCGAGGGAGAGCUCAACUGAGGUCUUCAAUGUGACAUGACUUGAAAUUAUUGAAGAUUCUGAACGAAACCCUAAAAAAAGAAAAUGGACGCCAAGGACAUCUUGGGACUGCCAAAAACUCCAUUGCCACUAACACAAGAGAAGAAAUCCCAACCUAAAAAAGACUCGCAGAGAAAACCUGAUGGCAUUUCGCGUGAGGUUUAUGCACUUACAGGUGGAUUGGCUCCUCUUAUGCCAUCGAUUGACGUGUCGCAACUGAAACGACGCCCUCCAUCCGACGAGAAGAUCACUUGGCAGUGGCUUCCUUUUACAAGUUCUGCUCGGAAGGAUAAUCUACAGCUUUACCAUUGGGUUAGAGUUGUGAAUGGUGUUCCACCCACAGGUGAUUAUUCCUUUGCCAAGUACAACAAGUCUGUUGAUGUUGUGAAAUAUACAGAGGAGGAAUAUGAAAAGUAUUUGACUGAUCCUAUGUGGACCAAAGAAGAGACAGAUCAAUUGUUUGACUUGUGUGAACGAUUUGAUCUCCGCUUUGUAGUGAUAGCAGACCGAUUCACGUCAUCUCGCAGUGUUGAGGAAUUGAAAGAUCGUUAUUACAAUGUUUCUCGAGCUAUGUUGAUUGCUAGAGCUCCAUCACCUGGGGAUGUUUCAGGGCACCCUCUGGUUAAGGAACCUUACAACGGUUCACAAGAGACAGAACGCAAGCGAGCAUUGUCCUUGGUCCUCUCGCAAACAAAGCAUCAAGAGCGAAAAGACACUCAGGUUUUGGCUGAAGCAAAGAAAAUAGUUGAGUCGCGCAUAACUGCACUGGGUACUGAAGAAUCUGCAUUGCCUGUUGCAUCAAACGUUGACCCUGAUAUUGCUGAGAUAGCAGUUAAUCUUGAUGAUUCUGCAUCACCUUCAUCUAAUGGUCAGCUUGCCUCUGCAUCAGUUGCACCUUCAACUUCCGCAAUGGCAGAUAAUGCUUCUACUCUAGCUUCCCUGCGUAUGCUUCGUGUUUACCUGAGAACAUAUGGGCUCGAGCAAAUGGUGCAAGCUGCAAGUUCAUCUGCAGGGCUUAGGACAAUCAAGAGGGUUGAACAAACAUUACAAGAUCUUGGGGUUAGUUUAAAACCAAAGGUGCCAACCAAAGCUGUUUGUUCUGAGCACCUUGAAUUAAGAAAGGAAAUAUUGACAUUGCUGAAUCUUCAAAAACAGUUACAAUACAAGGAGGCAGAAGGUUCAUCUUUUCGCGAUGGUUCAUACACUGAUAUGCCAGGCUCACCUAAGCGGUCACAGCGUGAUCAGGAUCGCACAUUUAUUCCGGACUCAAUGAGUUUUGGAGGAGAAAGAGUUGGCAGAAGGGACCAGAAACGCAAGGGACCUGGAAGGGUAUCUGAGAAUCCAUCUUCACCUGCUCAUAAAAGGCCCAGAAAAUUGAAGGCUUCUGAUCUAUGAUUUUAGAGGUUCACCAAACCCACUGUCCUGGCCUGACAAAGUUCUCAAGCACGGAAUCCAAUUAAAGAGACUCCAAAAGGAUGUGGGAAUCAUGAGUUGUGAACCUCCAUUUUAGUAAUUUAACUAUGUCCAAGAUGGAAUGCAGCUAGUCAUAUGCAGAGGCACAAUCUGCGAGCAUCCCAUUUUAGGAAUUUUAAGUUAUGUUAAUAAUGUAAUCAGAUUCCCGGAUGGGAUAUAGUUGCAGGUCAGAAAAGUCUUUACCUUCCUGUCCUUUUCUCGUGCCAACUCGACCUCCAAAUAGCUUUGGUACAGAGGCCAUUGCCACAAACUAAAAACCUCAAGCAAGGCAGCUCUGGUCAGCAAAGACUGACCCUUUUGAAUGAUGAUAACAGUUCUUCCUUAUCUGAAGAGUUUCCUUUUCUAGUGACUAAGGAAUUCUAGACUGGUUUUGUACAAAUGGUUUUUGUUUGGAGGGUUAAUGUCUUUCUUACUUUCGUGAACUAGAAUCUCAUGUGACAUUAUGUAAAUGCUAUCCUGUCUAAGAAUAUAAAUCAUGGUUUUAACUGAAAAA
Populus nigra (black poplar) is the source of this 2174-nucleotide messenger RNA. Its product is annotated as SWR1-complex protein 4. Gene Ontology annotation, cellular component: nucleus; NuA4 histone acetyltransferase complex; Swr1 complex. The transcript has 17 exons. Gene Ontology annotation, biological process: DNA repair; negative regulation of transcription by RNA polymerase II; chromatin remodeling. The record is from RefSeq and is a predicted model, not a curated record. Gene Ontology annotation, molecular function: transcription corepressor activity. NCBI's taxonomy places the organism in Eukaryota, Viridiplantae, Streptophyta, Magnoliopsida, Malpighiales, Salicaceae. The coding region runs from base 254 to 1603 and encodes 449 amino acids.